This is a messenger RNA of Fusarium odoratissimum NRRL 54006, 2251 nucleotides long. RefSeq names its product 3'(2'),5'-bisphosphate nucleotidase. The transcript is spliced from 2 exons. The record is from RefSeq and is a predicted model, not a curated record. Gene Ontology annotation, biological process: phosphatidylinositol phosphate biosynthetic process; sulfate assimilation. Lineage: Eukaryota; Fungi; Ascomycota; Sordariomycetes; Hypocreales; Nectriaceae. Gene Ontology annotation, molecular function: 3'(2'),5'-bisphosphate nucleotidase activity. Bases 300 to 1526 code for a protein of 408 amino acids.
CUUGGCAAUAGAGCUUCCAUUAUGGAUGUAUAUAAUGAUAAAUCUAGACUUCAGACUUCUCAACAGCUCAUCCCACUUCUUUUUCUCUUCCUCUUCGUCUCUCAGAUCAAUCAAUCAAUCCACAUCCCACUCUAAUUAGGCCCAAUUGCCUUCAUCUAGAGCCCGACGACCCGCCCGACGGCCCGAAAGAGACCAACCAGUGUCUGCUCUAAGCUCUAACACCACCAUAAAAAACACAAGGACAAUUGCGCCAUCCCACGUUACUUAGUAGCUACUUAGCUUACAUUUCGUUGCCUUGUAUGCCCACUGCUACGCCAAAGUUCUUCCUCUCUAGAUCCUUUAUUCUUUUCUUAUUGACCCUCAUCCUGGCUAUCCUUAUUUCGCCAGCCUUCACCCCCCGUCUCCGCCAACUCUCUUCCCAUCUUAUCCUUCUCCAACGACCGCUCACAACCAUGGCUUCUCCAUCCUACGCCUCAGAGCUUCAGAUCGCCCAAUUGGCCGUUCAGCGUGCUACGAUCCUUACCAAGCGCGUCUUCCACGAAAAGGCAAAGGGAACCGUUGACAAAAAUGACAAGAGCCCUGUCACCAUUGGCGACUUUGGCGCCCAGGCCCUCAUCAUCGCCGCUCUCCGCCACAACUUCCCCGACGACGCUAUCGUCGCCGAGGAGGAGGCUGCGCAGCUCCGUGACGAUGCGAACCUGAAGCAGACUAUCUGGGAGCUCGUCAGCUCUACAAAGCUCGACAAUGAAGAUGCUGAGAAGCAACUCGGUGGUCCUAUUAAGGAUGUCGACGAUAUGUUGGAAUUGAUCGACAGAGGUGGCAGCCAGGGUGGUUCCAGCGGUCGUAUCUGGGCAAUUGAUCCCAUUGACGGAACAAAGGGCUUCCUCCGUGGUGGGCAAUACGCUGUCUGCCUUGGUCUCAUGGUUGAUGGCGACGUCAAGGUCGGUGUCCUUGGCUGCCCUAACCUUCCAGUUGACGAUUCAGCCCGUCUGACCUCCGACAUUGGCUCUAAUGCCACCGAUGAGGGUCGUGGUGUUGUUUUCUCUGCUGUGCAGGGCCAUGGCGCGAACAGCCGGCCUCUUACUUCUGGCGCUCUUGCUGCUGAGAAGCCUAUCUCCAUGCGAAGCAUUGAUGACCUCUCCAAGGCUACCUUCUGCGAGAGCGUUGAGGCAGGCCACUCAGCGCAUGAUGACCAAGCUCUUAUCUCGAAGAAGCUUGGUAUCACCCAGGAAAGUGUCCGCAUGGACAGCCAGGCUAAGUAUGGCUCUAUUGCCCGCGGUGCUGGCGACAUCUACCUCCGUCUGCCUGUCAAGGCCACAUAUCAGGAGAAGAUCUGGGAUCACGCUGCCGGUGAUCUCAUUGUUCGUGAGGCUGGUGGCCAAGUGACUGACAUUCACGGAAAGCGUCUCGACUUCAGCGUAGGACGCACUCUGGCCAACAACAAGGGCGUCAUUGCUGCUCCUGCUGCUGUUCACGGCAAGGUUCUCGAAGCUGUUCAGGAGGUUCUGAGCGCCAAACAGUCGUAAGGAAAAAUAAAUAGGAAAACAAACGGACAUGACUUGAAUGAAAGCGAGAAUUUCAAAGCAGAAAAUGUAGUUUUGUAUAUGCCUCGUCAAAUAGUACACACAAAUCUGUACAUGAUACUAGAAUACACACGCCAGCUGCGUCCAAUAGGCCAAGCCACCAAGCUGGCCAGUAUAAAUUCCCACAUACCACCUCUCUAUUUGAUCUUCUUCUGCUUCAGCUUGAUCGUCUGGUCGUUAAUAAACACGCCCUUGCCCUUGUAAGGCUCCGGAGGACGCCACAUGCGAACUCGUCCAGCAAACGACAUGAUGGUCUCGCGGUCAAUUCCCUCAAUCAGGAUACGUGUAGGCGCAGGAGUUGUCACGGUCACGCCGCGAGGGAUGCCCUCCUCGACAGGAUGAGUAAACCCGAGCUUGAGGCACAGGAAGCGCUGCCCAGGAAAUUCCUCUUUAGCACCUCGCUCUUCGACACUCGCUCUAUAACCGACACCGACGAGACGGAGAAUGGCCGUGUGCCCUUCCGAGACACCCAUUAUAUAGUUCCUUAGGUAAGACCAUGUUGUUCCUAUCCAAUUGUCAGCCCCAAUGCCAUCAAGCGUGAUGAUAACCGGUGAACAUACCCCACAUGGCUUUUUGGUCCUUGGCGUCAGUGUCCUGGACAUUCAACGACACCACCUUGGCCUCAGGAUCUUGCGUCACCUGCACAUAUUCCGGAACUUCCAGGUCAA